Penicillium diatomitis is the source of this 4128-nucleotide messenger RNA. Its product is annotated as RNA dependent RNA polymerase. The record is from RefSeq and is a predicted model, not a curated record. NCBI's taxonomy places the organism in Eukaryota, Fungi, Ascomycota, Eurotiomycetes, Eurotiales, Aspergillaceae. The coding region runs from base 1 to 4128 and encodes 1375 amino acids. Gene Ontology annotation, molecular function: RNA-directed RNA polymerase activity. Gene Ontology annotation, cellular component: nuclear RNA-directed RNA polymerase complex. Gene Ontology annotation, biological process: siRNA processing. The transcript is spliced from 4 exons.
AUGGAGACCGCACCGGGAUCAUUUGAGCGAUCGUCAACAGCUCGCUCUCAAGGCCUUUGGCUCCCUUGGAGACUUUGGGAAACUGUCGCUGUCAACCUCUACCAAGUACCCAAAAAGGCAUCCAUUCAAAGUUUGUGGGAAGCUUUCUCGAGGGAGGGGAAUGUUAUUUCCAUCGAUAUUUGGGACGAUCAACAUGGAGAGCGAGGGUCAAAAGGCCGUGUUCGCUUCAAGUACGUUCCGUAUUCUCCGAGAGUCGCCUUCUGGGAGAACGGAGACUACCUUCUGCCCUUACCCAAUGGCCGGCUCGUCGUGCUUCUUGUGGCAUUGGAUCCUUCGCCGGGAAACGCACAUCUGAGGAGUCCCAGUCGAGAGGGCGUCCUUUAUCCGCGAGAAUGUCACGUAUUACCCUGCAGAAAAUUGAGCAUCGGUGUUCCAGUCGGGCAAUCAAGAAUAUCCACAAUGCGUGAAUUCAAUGAGGAUGCAAAGCCCUCCAUGGCUGUCGACGUGCGGUUCAAAUCAAUUCUGGCAUACUUCAACACAUUUAUCCAAGAGCCGAGCGGAGUUUUGGGGGUUGCGCCACAGAGCAUUGAAUACAAGUAUCGGCUAAGCAUUCCAUUCCUUCAGCUGUCUCGAAUUUGGGAGAUCAAGAGUCCCGAUUCUCAAGACGUUUCACUCGUGAUGAUACUGGAUACACCUCCAAUCUGCCACCGGCAGUCUCGGAAUCUCACUGCUACUUUCUGCAAUACGACCAGCUGGCGGGAAGCGGAUUUGUGGCAACGACAAACAUCAAUUGCUCACGUUGAUAACAAAAACCUGACCACUGUCAACCUGCGAAGUUCGAGUCAGAUCGUUAACAUAGGCCGUUGGAAUGUUCUCCAAUUCACCUUCACGGCUAGCACAGCCGCGGAGCAGGGAUAUGCCCUUCUCGUCGAAAUGCUCAGGGAUCACAAUAUCUCUGUCGAGGAGAGUUCGCGGUUCACGUUCCAGACACAGUCGCCGGACGCCGUGUGGCGUUGGGUGGAUUUGCCAAGUAUCACCGACCGUGUUCGUUCUCUGCUUGAAGACCUGGCGCACGAGGAUUACAUCUAUCUUCCGUUCAACAUCCGGUAUCAGCUGGAAGUAUGCCUUUCGAACCGGUUACUCUCUGAGUUCACAAUGUCGCGAGAGUUUGUGGAACGUCUCGCGGGAAUGGAACAGUCGGCCGCAGUGAGACUGCUUGAGCAUGUUGCUACGAACAAGACGCAAUAUCUCAAUCCGAUGGAGAUCUUCAAGAUCCAGCAUCCUGAGGGCGUAUCUGAAUCAAUGAUCCCUUCGUACUGCUGCUUCAUGCGCACUGCCCGCAUUACUCCAACAACCAUUCACUACAACACACCCACUAUUGAUACAUCAAACCGUGUCACCAGGAAUUAUCAAGAGCAUCUUGAUCGCUUUCUACGUAUUCGGUUCACGGACGAACGGCCCCAUAGCCGUAUAUACUCCACCAAUCUUAGCUCAAGUGACGAGGUCUUUGCGAGAAUCAAGCGGGCCCUCAAGUACGGUAUCACUAUAGGCGAGCGACGCUACGAGUUCCUAGCAUUCGGGAAUUCUCAGUUCCGCGAACAUGGCGCAUAUUUCUUUGCUCCUACGCCCAAUCUCACAGCCGCGCAUAUCAGAGCUUGGAUGGGUCAGUUCCAACACAUUCGUCAUGUCGCGCGUUAUGCUGCUCGUCUUGGUCAAUGCUUCUCGACAACACGCGCUCUCGCUGGCUGUAACGUCACGGUGAAGCGAGUUCCUGAUAUCAUGAGGAACGGAUACUGUUUCUCGGACGGCAUUGGCAAAAUUUCGAGGUUCACAACAAGAGUCAUCUCGGCAGAAAUGGGAAUCUCUGACCCGUAUGGUCGGCCUCCCUCGGCGUAUCAAUUUCGAUUGGGUGGAUGUAAAGGCAUGUUGACUGUCUCACCCGAUCCCAUUGUGAGAGACGUUCACAUCCGUCCAAGCCAGAUCAAAUUUGAGGCAGAUCAUAAACGCCUGGAGAUCAUCCGAUGGUCACAGCUCUCGGCCGCGACACUGAACCGCCAAUUGAUCUUGGUGCUUUCAGCGUUGGGGGUGAGAGAUCACGUAUUCCAUGACAGAUUGAAUUCGAUGCUUCGAAGCAUUGAUUACGCCAUGCACAGUGACGAUGAAGCCACGAAGCUGCUCCAGAGAUACACCGACCCCAAUCGAGUGACUGUCGCUAUGGCGCAGAUGGUUUCUGCUGGAUUUCGACGGACGAAUGAGCCCUUUGUCAACUCCAUGCUUGCGCUUUGGAAGUCAUGGCACCAGAAAUAUUUGAAAGAAAAAGCAAAAAUAUUAAUUGAACAAGGUGCAUCGCUCCUCGGGGUGCUGGAUGAGACGAAGUCACUGAAGGGCUAUUAUGAGCGCCUGGGGACAGGCAGGUUCAGGACAGCAGAAGGAAGACUUGCUGCACUGCCAGAGAUCUUCGUUCAAAUCAGCAGUGUGGAGAAGGGCGUUCGCCCAAAAAUCAUCCAAGGCGUAUGUAUAGUCGCUCGGAACCCAUCGCUUCAUCCAGGAGAUGUUCGUGUUGUGCGAGCGGUCGACUGUCCAGCACUCAGGCAUCUCCUUGACGUGGUAGUUUUUCCGCAGACAGGCGAUAGGGAUCUCACGAGUAUGUGCUCCGGUGGUGAUCUUGACGGUGACGACUACCUGGUCAUUUGGGAUCCUGAACUCAUUCCACUGCAGUGGUUUGCAAAGCCACUGACAUACGAUGCUCGGAAGGUUCCAGACUUGGGCCGUGAUGUGACCAUGGACGACAUUACCUCGUUCUACGUCACCUACAUGAAAAACGACAGCUUGCCGAGAAUCGCACACGCUCACAUGGCCCAUGCUGACAACUUGGCCAACGGGGUCUAUGAGCCAAAAUGCAUUCGCUUGGCACAGUUGCACUCUGACGCCGUGGACUACAACAAGACAGGUAUACCUGCUGUCAUGGAGAGGUCUCUCGAACCGAGGGCGUGGCCCCAUUUCAUGGACAAAAAGAAUAAGAGGACGUACCAUUCCAGGAAGAUUCUCGGUCAAUUGUAUGAUGCAGUCAAGACAGAAGACUUCUCGCCAAGCUUGACUCAUUCAUUUGACUCCCGAAUUCUCGAGUGUAGCCUCGUUGAGGCAAGCAAACAAUUCGAGCAGUUUGUCGGCGACUUGAAGGCUCAUUAUGAUACGUCUAUGCGGCGGGUCAUGGCUCGGUAUGGGAUCCGAACGGAGUUCGAGGUCUGGUCCGCUUUCGUUCUCGAGCACAACGCCAUGUGCAGAGACUACAAUCUUCAUGAGGAUCUGGGUAAAGUUGUCAGUGGGCUUCGAACGGGGAUUCAAGCCCAAUGCUUCAAGUUCCUGGGGGGAAAUCGAGAUUUCGGCCAUGUGGCCCCUCUGGCUGUGGCCAUGUAUCGCAUCACUCAUCAACAAGUUCAGGACGCCUUGGCGACCUUGCGAGGGGAGGACGCGUACGAUGACCUAGACGACAUCGAAAAACUCCCAGAUAACGUGGAGCAAGAGACUAGCAGGCUUCCUCUCAUCAGCUUUCCGUGGAUUUUUGAUGGCGUCCUGUGCCGGGUGGCUCAGAGCCGUGAUGAAGAUUUACAGGCUGCAUUCGCAGAGGCACAGGCCUCGGAUAGCCGAAAAUCCCAGUCCAAGAUGUACACUCACGCUGAGAUAAUGAGCUUGAUUGGCCAAAGAGAGGCGAAAUAUGCUGCCAUCAAUCCCAAAGCAAGCUCAGCAGAACCGAUCUUAGGCCCAGGCAUCCCUCACGAGCUUCUACAUCAUCACAUGGGGAAUAUGGACCUUCUUGAUCUCUUCGAAGAUGAUACAGUAGAGACAGUUCCAAUCAGGCCCAUUGAGUCCUUGAACGAACAACCACCUCGAAGGUCUUUGGGUACAGAAGAGACCAAGCACGUUGGUUCCAAUGGCUCCCAUCCGCCGAUCAGCAAUGGGAAAAUCGUUGCGGAAGAUCCUCCUGAAAUCACUGGCAACGUCUGCAAUGAAGAGGAUGAAGACUUGAAUAUUGUGGAGCAAGAAGGUGAUGUGAAGGCUCCUGCCUGCGAUACGCUCAUGAAGCUUUUGGGCGACGAAUGUGACCCCGACGAUGAGUUUGAUGAGUGA